This is a messenger RNA of Melampsora larici-populina 98AG31, 1311 nucleotides long. RefSeq lists its product as uncharacterized. The transcript has 7 exons. Lineage: Eukaryota; Fungi; Basidiomycota; Pucciniomycetes; Pucciniales; Melampsoraceae. Bases 1 to 1311 code for a protein of 436 amino acids. The record is from RefSeq and is a predicted model, not a curated record.
AUGAAUUCAUCGCAAUCGGAUCCCUCCGUAUCUGGGACAAUCGCUUUGAUUACGUUCAUCAGUACUAUUCCACCUAAUGUCGAUCCUUUCAUGGCAACUUCUCAAUGGCUGACCGAGACUCAGAGUGUAGCGGCAAGUAUUUGGCCUUAUAUGAUUGCAUUGGAAUUUGGUACUCGAGUAUUGAUAUAUCUUCGAGUUUCAAAUGGACGUUUUUCAAUUGGAAGUGUGACUCGCUUGACCAUUGCCUGCAUGACUCUUCAAUUGACGGUGCAAGACGGACAUGAUACGUAUGCACAGAUACUAGCACUAUAUGGAAGCAAAUUCAUCACCCUCUAUCUAUCCGCGUGGGUGUUUUGUUGGGCAUGCGCUUGCCAGUGCGCAUUAGCCAGUUUGGAGCGGCCUUGGUACGAGUCGCUUCACAAAGCUACUUCGUCUUCCAGGUCUCCGAAGAGACAAGACAUAAUCCGGUGGGUGAUCAAUGUGUUGGUACCGGGUGUGGCGGUCUCAUCUACUGCAGUCAUAAUAUGGUCCUUCGUGAUGAGCCAGUUGACGUAUCAGAGGCUGCAGAAAACUCUUCGGGCUGUACACGCCUCAUUAGACGCCGCUUCUGAAAAGUUUGAUCCAAAAACUUACAAGAUUUCCGACUUGAUAGAAGCUCUCACACCAGGCCAGAAGAUAACAACGAUCUUGAUCUACACUCCUUUACUUUUGGCCACACCUCGAGCCAUGAGACAACAAGCAGCGGCAAAUUUCAAACCAAACAUGAACAAUACUACUUCUAUCAUAGAAGGACGAGAGAAGAGACGUCCAUUUUCUUGGCGAAGACCGAUGGGUAACACGAAUAUUGAAUACGCCAUCUUGUUGGCAAUGGGCUGGUUUGUCGAGUUGGCUGCUCUGAGUUAUUUACCAAUGAUUAUCUGGCAGUCAUGGUCCCAACCACGCAUGCCGACUGUGCCCGUGGAGAGCCCCCGACGUCUGGGCGGCCCGCACGGGCACUGUUCACUGGAAAGACUUGCUGAGCGAAAUUUGACGGAUAGUGUGAUGAUCAUGGCAAUUACUCAAACACGACGCCUACUGACGCGAUCUAAAGGAGGAUCGAGUUCUGAACUCAGUUCAGGGCUACGAUCUCUGACAUACUCCGCAAAAACGCUCCAGAAGCAAUCCAUUGCUACUUCAGGAAGUCCAGAGCCGAAGCAAGAAUUUGAUAAAUCCGUUCAAAUCACGAUUCCUGAGGCGGCUGUCCACCCUCCUGACUCACCGGUCAGCCCGUUUGACUUUGGCCAUACACCGGCUGUAGCCCCGCUUGAAUAG